UUCAAAUUAGAAAGGAGAACCAAAUCAUUCAUUUGAGAUAUUGAUAUAUAAUGGUUAAGAUAACAAUAGUUGGAAGGGCAAGCGAUGGAUUACCUCUAGCACAAGGACUAAGAUAUGUGAAUGAAGAAAAUUCCUAUCUUUCAUUUUACAAGCAACAAGCUGAGUUUAUACUCCAAGAAAUUUCAAAAGGAGCAUUGUCACAUUCCAUGAUGACCAUUCUCAUUGACCAUUACUGCUUCAAUUUCUUGGUAGAAAAUGGAGUUGUUUACAUUGUUGUGUGUGAGUUCGCAUACCCAAGAAAACUAGCAUUUCAUUACUUACAAGACAUACAAAAAGAGUUUGACAAGUUUGAUAAAACCCUAAUAGGAAAAAUCACAAAACCAUACAGCUUUGUCAAAUUAGAUGGUAUAAUUGCAAGGUUUAGUAGACAAUACAUUGAUACAAGAACUCAGGCUAACUUAUCAAAACUUAAUCUCAAAAGGAAACAAGAUUUAGAAAUUGUUACAGAAGAAGUGUCUAACAUUUUAGAAAGGAGGAGAAAUUCAGAAACAAUAAGAAGGUUACGAGUUAGACCUGAACCUGCAUCCUCAAUAUGGUGUUCUCCAAGACUUGAGGUGAUUGCUAUGAAAUGGACACCAAUUAUGAUCUUGGUGAUUACUUCUAUCGCUCUAAUAUGGGCUAGUUUAGUCCUCACAAACGACUUUGUUAUUUGAGGAAUAUCAGAGAAAGAGAAAGACAAAAGUUGUUGGAUCCUAUUAAUUAAAUUAGGAAUAACAGAGAAAGAGAGAGACAAAAAAAAAUGUUGGAUCCUAGUAUCAAAGUAAAUUGUUUCAAAAUUUUCAGAUUUGUUAUGGAGCUUUUAUUGUCUAGCUUGAAAGUGAUAGGUUUCAUUGAAAUGAAAUAAGCAUAACUUUAAAAUU
Molecule: messenger RNA, 920 nt
Organism: Lathyrus oleraceus (garden pea)
Lineage: Eukaryota; Viridiplantae; Streptophyta; Magnoliopsida; Fabales; Fabaceae
Product: 25.3 kDa vesicle transport protein
Exons: 5
Coding region: 51-713 (220 amino acids)
Biological process (GO): endoplasmic reticulum to Golgi vesicle-mediated transport; retrograde vesicle-mediated transport, Golgi to endoplasmic reticulum
Molecular function (GO): SNAP receptor activity
Source: RefSeq, a predicted model, not a curated record